UGUCGUUGCCCCGCCCUUCCCCGCCUAAUGUAUGGCCCGACGCGGGCGCGCGCCGAGCGGAGCCGGAGGGCGGGGCAGGGAAGGUGCUUCGCGCCUGCUUGCUUGCCAGCAUUUUUCGGCGCCGCCGCCAUCGCGCAGCCAGCCCUUCGGCUUGAUUGGGUCGAGUGAUGCCGCCGCGACAAGCAUAGGCCGUCCGCCGCCAGCACCCACUGUUAGCUGAGCGAGCCUGGUUGCCAACCUCUACGUGGGCACAGCGGGCCCUUCUCCCUCCUUUUGCUCGCGGGGCCAGGCGUGUGUCUCCACGCGUGGCGCGGGCUCUAUGUCCUGAAGCGUAAUUGCGCUUUGAAGCAACAGGCCUAAUCUAUCAGCACCGACCAGCAGCAU
Amoebophrya sp. A120 is the source of this 384-nucleotide messenger RNA. The record is from the annotation of a GenBank genome assembly. NCBI's taxonomy places the organism in Eukaryota, Dinophyceae, Syndiniales, Amoebophryaceae.